AGUCUGGCGGCGACGCGCAUAAUGUGAGUGCGUCUGUACAGUACAAUACUGCCAGGUGUAGUCAAGGGGACCGGUGGUACUGAACCUGCGUUCCUCCAAGGGACUCUGGGGCGGGGCAUGCCAACCCGUGUCAACUGAGGCGGCCAUCCUCGGUGGCGCUGACAGGGCCCGCUUCCCGUUCUCUAUUCUCACUCGGCCAGCUCAUUCCUGAAUAUACAGCGUGAACGGCUUGACUCGGGCCGUGGAGAGAUGGACUCAAAACCACGCAUUCAGCGAUGUUGCUGCCGCUCUCGCCGUUAAAUGUAGCGCACAGCCCAGCCAAUUAGUGCGGCCAGCCAUAGAAGGUCCUCGUACGGAAUCACGUGCUGCUGGCGGCGCUGCGACUUCGAGCGGUGUCCCGUGGGCUGGCGGAAACCAACCACCGCCUCGGCCCUUCGCCGGCGCGACCUUUCAUGUGCGCUGCUGGUUGCAGGCGCAGCGUCGCCAACGCCUGUAUGGCAUUAUCUCUGCUACUGCCUUUGAUACUACAGCAUUUGAUGUGUGCCUGACUCCUAACCAGCGCGGAUUUACUCCGAAAGGCGUGGGGGAUUACUCCUGGAGUGCAGCAACACGUGGCAGCAACUAACAUUUACACGACCAUUACACGCGUCAACCUCGCAAGUGCGCUGGAAGAAAGCAGGCUGCUUGAAUACAGCAACCGAGCAACGUUGCGCCCCCGCCCUGGCGCACCUUUAGCCGCAGGUCCCACAAACCAAAAAAACACUCCCGACACACAACUAGAACAGACAUGCUGGCGGCACAGCGCACGUCGAAUAACCAAGCCUUCGAAACACCGCACGGCAGUGCAGGCAGCAGCAGCAGCGCGGGCCGCGCCGAAACGCCCGCAGCCGCUAUGCGGCGCGAGCGGCUGCUGCCGCUGCUGCUGCUGGGACUGGUGCUGGGCCUGUUGGCACUGGUAGCGGUAGUGGGGCACUGGCACCACGACCAAUGGCUGCAGCAGGAGGCGCAUGAUGAUGAGGGAGUGGGCGGCAGCAAGUGCGGCCCGCAGCAGCUGCCGCUGCAGUUGCAGGGCGCCGACGCCGCGGCGCCCACCACAGCAACCCCCGCCCGCCGCCACCUGCUGCUGCACGACAGCGGCUCCGGCACAGGCACAGGCCGCGGCAGCAGUGUCGGCGGCGGCGGCGGCGGCGGCGGCACGCUGCUGCAGCGGCGGCAGCAUGUGCGGCGGCUGCUGGGGCGCCGGCAGCUGCGGCAGCGGGGCUUCCCGAGCGCCUACGGUCCGAUCCGGGACGACGCGGCCACUGGCUACAACACACCACCGCCCUGUGACGCCCAGUGCGUGGCCAUAUGCAACAGCAGCCCCUCCCUCGCCGUCGCCUACGGCUUCCGCUGCUUCGCCACCUACAGCGACAACGGCGGCGGCGGCGGCGGCGGCGGCUUCGGCGGCGGCGGUUCCAGUGGCGGCGGCGGCGGCCCCAGUGGCGGCAGCGGUGGCAGCGCCAACAAGGCCGCCGCGCACGACGGCUGAUACGGCACCUUCACGUGUACGGUAGCGGCGCUAAUAACAUAGGGCGCCGGCGCCGGCACCAAUAAACCUGUCGUGUGCCCAGGCGCGCGCAACGGUCCUGCAGUAUAGCGAUCAUUGGGUUGCAGGCUGUUGGGCGCGCUAGCUAAUCAGGGUGGCGCAUCACUUGUUGAUUACGUCAGAUACCGUUUGAGCAUAUCGACUAGGGGCCAUGUGGUCUUCUUAAUGGCGCUGCCAUGAAUUGCGCAGCGGGGGCGGUUUGCCUGCAUGGGUAUAUAUUGCCUGCAUGCUAAACGCACAAACGUUAACUGUUAACAUCAAUCAUACCGGCUUAAACCCAUAGAACCCACGACGGCACCGACAUCAACACGGCUGCGCACGCUGCGCCCAGGCAGGCGCAACGGUUAUGUAGCGUACGUUAACAGCAUGGUGUGGCUGUUGGUUUGGAUGUAUGGAUUGAGCGUGUGAGCUUGCUUUAGCCCGUGCCCAGAGAAGGCUCGUAGUACUACUGCCGUUGCGUUGCCUUCGGAAGCAGGGCUGGAGCCAGCAGCAUGCCUAUUGACUGCAUUGGCGGAUUGGCCCCGCGCAAAUAACUGCAUGUUUUGACACCAUUCAAACCAUUCGGCUUAAACCUUUGGAGUGGGAAUGAACCCAGGGAACUCAAAUGAAGCAGAAGCUUAGAGAAGCUGAACCCCAAGUGGAUUGACCCGACUCGGGCUUACUUUGCUUCGUGCAUGCGUGUGCAUGUGCUUAGUAUGUGCACUCAAGAUAGAGUUGUGUAUUGUGUGAUUAGCGCGUGUUCCCGUGGGCGCGCGAGAUGACUUCAUUUGAUGUACCGUGUUGCUAUCAUAGCACUCUUCAAUGAAACGUAGUUGGCAAUGCAUGUGUGGGUGAUUACGAACUGUUGUUGUUGUUGUUGCUGUUGCGGUUGCAGGACCUUGCCGUACGUUGCACAGACAAAC
Messenger RNA from Chlamydomonas reinhardtii, 2487 nucleotides. RefSeq lists its product as uncharacterized. Lineage: Eukaryota; Viridiplantae; Chlorophyta; Chlorophyceae; Chlamydomonadales; Chlamydomonadaceae. The transcript is spliced from 2 exons. Bases 788 to 1528 code for a protein of 246 amino acids. The record is from RefSeq and is a predicted model, not a curated record.